UGAAUUCUUUUAUGUUAUUGUCAUAACUUCUUCUUCCAAGUAUUGACUUGAGCACUAUUUUAUGAACACUAUUACGCGAUAUGAUAUCAAUCAAUUUUACAAUGUAACGUAUGAAAAGAAUUGAUAAAUAUUACUGCAUUUUACAAUAAACUAUCACCACAGAAUCAAGAAUUGAUGUUGAUCUGGUAUAAGUUCAAUAUAUGUCUUAAAGGACGUAUACAAUCCAUAUCGUAAGGAUUUUGAAAUAAAAGACAAAAAAUAAAAGCAUAAUUUACAUAAAAUAAAGAUCAUCAUGAUUGGACCAGAUUUACCAGAAAUACCACUACCUUUGAAAAAUAUACAGCAGUAUCUAAAGAUAGCAUCACAGCAUGACCAACGAGAUCCUGUUGUUGGUUAUUGGUGUCGGGUGUAUGCCUUCCAAACAGGAUUCAAGUUAUCAACCAAAACUGCAAAAGAAACAAAUUUUUUAAUGGAAUUAAUGGAUUGGUUAGAAAAAACUAAAAAGAAAUUACACGAUAAUGAAGCUAUUACAAAUGAUGUAGCUGCCCAGGCUCAUUUAGAGAAUUGGGCAUUGAAGCUAUUUCUUUAUGCAGAUAAAAAUGACAGAGCUGCUAAUUUUGAAAAGAACGUAGUAAAAAGCUUUUUUACAGCUGGAUUACUUUAUGAUGUAUUAACUGUGUUUGGAGAGUUAACUGAAGAAGCUAUACAAAAUAGGAAAUAUGCCAAAUGGAAGGCUGCAUAUAUUCACAACUGCCUGAAGAAUGGUGAAACACCAAUUCCAGGACCCAUGCAAGAGGGUAAUGAGAAUGAUGAUUUGAAUAAAAAUAUGGAAGAAGAUUCACUAAUAACAGAGGCAAAAGAAGAUGAUACAUCAAACGCAGAUGAAUUAGUUGGUACCCGUAAUACUAACCCGCCUGACGCAGUACAUGGUACAACAAUUAAAGACAAUAUCGACAAAUGGUCUUCUGGCAAUAAAGAUUGCAAAACUCUUAUGGAAACAGAAGGUGGAGUUGAAUUGUCAGUGGAGCAAAUUGGCAAAGCACAAAAAUUUAUUAAAUGGGCUGGAAGUGCUUUAAAUUACGACGAUGUGCCUACAACUGUAUUGAAUCUUCGAAAGGCUUUACAUCUCUUAACCACUGGUCAAGAACUUGAAUGAUCAAAACUAAGCUUGAAAAUGUUGAUGAAAUGGAUUAUUUCAUCUAAUCUGAUAAAUGAUAAAUUUUAUUGCUUCUAAACAAUAAAGUAGAUACGAAUAUUUAUGAUUUAAUUAAUGCAAAAGUAAAAAUGAUAAGUUAUUUAUUUGAAUUGUUCACAUUAUUACAGCCACACCAAAUUAAACAUAUUUUUGAAAUAUAAAUUUGUUUUGUAGAGGCGUAUAAAAUCGAUAUUAUUAUUUAAACUUGUAUUAUUGUAAUGAUUGAUAUUGUAGUUUCAAAUAUACAUAUAUGUAUAUAUAUAUAUAUAUAUAUAUAUCGUCAAAUUUUAAUAUCACAAAACAAAUUAUUAUACAUUAGUGAACCUAUAAAGAAGAUUUUCACAUAAAAAAAGAUAAUUAAAAGUUCAGAAUGGAUCUUAGUAAAAUGAGAAUUACAAUGAAAAUGAAUUUCUUUUCUAUUGUAGUCAAAUGUCUAAACUGACUUAGUUUUGUGUGUGUCUGUGCGAAUGCGCGCACGCGCGCGCGUGUGGGUAAAUGUGUGGGUGCGCCAGAUUCAUAAAUGGUUUCUGUACCAUUUCACGUAAUUAAUACUUUAAUACUUUGUAAUAAAAGUAUUAUUGUACAUACAAGUGAGUGUGCUUUACCACGUGUUUCUUCGCUAUUUUAAUUUUCAUAUUACCUCGUAGGUAUCUUUAUUUAAUUCAAUUAUCUCUGUCGAUUGUAAAUUUAAUAUUUUAAAAAACAAA
This is a messenger RNA of Bombus huntii, 1902 nucleotides long. It is a transcript of the gene Vta1, whose product is annotated as vacuolar protein sorting-associated protein VTA1 homolog. The record is from RefSeq and is a predicted model, not a curated record. Gene Ontology annotation, biological process: late endosome to vacuole transport via multivesicular body sorting pathway. Gene Ontology annotation, cellular component: multivesicular body. The coding region runs from base 293 to 1156 and encodes 287 amino acids. NCBI's taxonomy places the organism in Eukaryota, Metazoa, Arthropoda, Insecta, Hymenoptera, Apidae. The transcript is spliced from 5 exons.